Molecule: messenger RNA, 2948 nt
Organism: Drosophila melanogaster (fruit fly)
Lineage: Eukaryota; Metazoa; Arthropoda; Insecta; Diptera; Drosophilidae
Gene: snRNP-U1-70K
Product: small ribonucleoprotein particle U1 subunit 70K
Exons: 2
Coding region: 197-1543 (448 amino acids)
Cellular component (GO): nuclear speck; nucleoplasm; nucleus
Molecular function (GO): nucleic acid binding; RNA binding; U1 snRNA binding
Source: RefSeq, marked reviewed
CAUAGACCGCGCGGGGGUCACACUUGCUACUCAAGCCAGGCGAAAAACUAAAGAAAAUCGGGAAAAUACUUGGUCUGCACCGAAUUAUAUUACUGGUACUUAAACGAAGUACCCUAGAUUUAUUCUUGCCAAGCGGAUGGCUGUUUAAGACGAGGAACUUCAGGAAAAGGUAAAACAAAACAAAAAAGCCCACAAAAUGACCCAAUAUCUGCCGCCGAAUCUGCUGGCGCUGUUCGCGGCACGGGAGCCCAUCCCGUUCAUGCCGCCGGUGGACAAGCUGCCGCACGAGAAGAAGUCUCGCGGCUACCUGGGAGUGGCCAAGUUCAUGGCCGAUUUCGAGGAUCCCAAGGACACGCCGCUGCCGAAAACGGUGGAAACGCGUCAGGAGCGGCUGGAGCGACGCCGGCGCGAGAAGGCCGAGCAAGUGGCCUACAAGCUGGAGCGUGAGAUAGCGCUGUGGGACCCCACAGAGAUCAAAAAUGCCACGGAGGACCCGUUUCGCACGCUGUUCAUUGCACGCAUCAACUACGACACGUCCGAGUCGAAGCUGCGGCGUGAGUUCGAGUUCUACGGGCCCAUCAAGAAGAUCGUCCUGAUCCACGACCAGGAAUCAGGUAAACCCAAGGGCUACGCCUUCAUCGAGUACGAGCACGAGCGGGACAUGCAUGCCGCCUACAAGCACGCCGAUGGUAAGAAGAUCGACAGCAAGCGCGUCCUGGUGGACGUGGAGCGGGCUCGCACGGUCAAGGGCUGGCUGCCCCGACGCCUGGGCGGCGGUCUGGGUGGAACGCGCCGCGGCGGCAACGAUGUCAACAUUAAGCACUCCGGCCGCGAGGACAACGAGAGGGAACGCGAGCGCUACCGGCUGGAGCGGGAGCGUGAGGAUCGCGAGGGUCCUGGACGCGGCGGCGGCUCCAAUGGCCUGGAUGCCCGGCCCGGACGCGGUUUCGGUGCGGAACGUCGACGUUCCCGCUCCAGGGAACGCCGCGACCGUGAACGAGAUCGCGGACGGGGCGCUGUGGCUAGCAACGGUCGCUCGCGCAGCCGUUCUCGCGAGCGCAGAAAACGACGAGCGGGCAGCCGGGAGCGGUACGACGAGUUCGACCGCCGCGAUCGGCGGGACAGGGAGCGCGAGCGUGAUCGCGAUCGCGAGCGUGAGAAGAAAAAGAAGCGCUCCAAGUCUCGCGAACGCGAAUCCUCCAGGGAGCGUCGCGAACGGAAGCGAGAGAGAAGGGAUCGAGAACGCGGCACCGGAUCCGGCGGCGAUGUCAAGGAGCGCAAGCCCGAUUUCCGUGAUAUGGAUGUCAUCAAGAUCAAGGAGGAGCCCGUCGACGAUGGCUAUCCCACAUUUGACUACCAGAACGCGACCAUCAAGCGUGAGAUCGACGAUGAGGAUGAGGAGAAGUACCGGCCGCCGCCUGCGCAUCACAAUAUGUUCAGUGUGCCGCCGCCGCCCAUUUUGGGGCGUGGAAAUGCCAGCACGAAUCCCAAUCCCGACAAUGGCCAGCAGAGCUCCGGCGACCCGAGUUGGUGGCGUCAGUAGAGUCAUGGAGCGAUGUGUCAAGGUUAAUAUUUCUAGAAGUCAGACGUCUGUGAGUCGCAACUAUUUAUUCAUUCGACUCCGAGGCACCCCAAUCCUGGAGAGCCUAACCGUAGCUAUCCAUUUUACACAGAAAAUUUUAAGGUACCACUUGGAGGAGGGCCAAGUAGAACAAGAUUAUAGAAAACCCGACCGCUAAACGCAGAAUCCGCUAAUGUGUGCGUAGCUUAAAUCACUUAAAUUUAUAAGUAACUCUUAACAAAUGAAUAUGAAAACAGUAAGUAAAAUAAAGCUAGCCCUCAUGUGUUUGUUUCCCCACCUUUGGUAAGGGGGUUAAAGGGAAUACGGAGAGUCAGGAGCUGGAACGCUUUCGGUGGCGCAUACACCGUACUAUAUGGUUACUCCAUCCCAUGGUGGUUCCUGGGAUUUUCUAACUCACCUAACAUAAUAAGCUGAACAAUACAAACCCUUGCACUAACUCGUGCCUUUUAUUUUCUCUGUUUUUUUGCAGUUUUCAAUCAAUUGAAAAUCUGACUCUGACUAGUGUGAAAGCAAAAGCAUAAGUAUUUAAUCAAACAAACAGUAAUCCAAAAACGAAAAUUAGUUCCGCCAGUAUUCGUAGCCCAUGCCCAAGUCUAAAUUCCAAGCCCACAUCAGGUAAUUUGGUCUACGCACAAACCUCACUAAUCCAUGCGUCUACCGUUCUAGGACAGCUCUAGAAUCAAGACAGCUACCGCAAUACUUUUCCAAUCUCCUCCGCUCUAGGUUGCCUGUGUUGUGUGGUGGUGUGGCGUGUAAGUUGAUUCCGGGCUAAGAAAUUUUGUAAACCAAAACCUUUUCCGUAAGUUUGCCCCGGUAAGAUUACGAUAUCCUCGCCUAACCGCCGUGGAUCGGAUGGAUGAGUGAGUUAGUGUAAGGGAGCUUUCCUCUGUUUGGUACACAUUGCGAACUGCUCCGAUGGCCUGUGGCAAUCUACUCCAUUCAUCCAUUAUGUCUGUAACCAAUUUACCAUUUCGAUCUUUUCAUGUACGUUGAGCUGAUUGUUAUCGUACUGAAGACGAAUCCGCGGCGGAAACUCGCAUAGAACAAACAGAAAACUGCGCAAAGGUUUGCUUUUGGUAACUGGUAACGAUUGGUUGUGGUUGGUCAGGUCAGGGGUCUUUCGAGCUGGUUAGCCUCCACUUUGGAUUGCGGACGGUGACAAAAUUCUGGGGGUCUUUUAUUUUUGUAUUGUAUUGUUUGGCAGACAGGAUCCAUGCAAUUGCCUUUUCGUACCGUGCGACAUACGGGAAACAAACUAUUGUGUAGCAGGGCAUUUUUCCUAUUACACCAUUAUUAAGAAAAGCGGACAGAGAUCAAUGUCACAUUUAGAUUUGAUCAAAUAAAGAAAAGAAUUCCUCCUUACACG